AUGCCAACAGUUUCUUCGCAUCUUAUUCUCCAUUUUGCAGGGACCAAGAUCGUCUUCACAAAUGGGUCACAGGAUCCAUGGCGUCAUGCAACCAAACAGGCCUCAUCUCCUGACCUGCCUUCUUACGUCAUCACUUGUCAUAACUGUGGCCAUGGAAGUGAUCUUCGAGGAUGCCCUCAAUCUCCAAUGAUCAUUGAAGGUGAUUCCAAGAACUGCAGUUCACCCGAUGCAGUGAACAAAGUGAGGCAACGUAUUAUAGAACACAUUGACCUGUGGCUCUCCGAGUGUCGUGGAGGGAUUAGGAGUUCCAUGUAAAGUCACACAAACU
Molecule: messenger RNA, 328 nt
Organism: Camelina sativa (false flax)
Lineage: Eukaryota; Viridiplantae; Streptophyta; Magnoliopsida; Brassicales; Brassicaceae
Source: RefSeq, a predicted model, not a curated record